CCCGCCCGGCCCGCCCGUCCGCCCCGUUACUACGGCGGGGAAGGUAUUCAUUCCUCGGACACACCGUCCCCCGGCCUGACACUUUACACACUUUGCAGAGACAAAGGCAGCAGCAGCAGGAGGAGGAGGAGGAGGGAGGGGGAGCCGCUGCGCCCCAAGUCCCGACCGCGGCCAGGGUGGCAGGACUUUCUUUGGCUUGGUGAGGAAGAAGAGGAGUUUGCCUGGGACGGAGCUUGGUUGCAAGAUGCUUGUAGAGGGUGAGGGGUGUAGCUCCGUGGGCUAAAGAAGACCAAAGGUGCGCCCUCCGUGCGUUGAGAGAGAAGACUGUUCGCUUUUCCGUGGCAUGGAGAAUUUCAGGAUUUUCCGUCACAAAGCAAGACACGUGGUUCUUGCAGAAAUGACUGGAUGGAGGGCACCAGGGAGAUCCAGGCUGGAGGCUCUUUAGAAAGCUUCCCACCUCCUGACCGUUCCGUCUGGGAGCUUCAUCUCCUGCUGGGGUGGCCAAGACUUCACAGGCACCCAACCCUGCUGGCUGGAGCUCAGGACUCAGAAAGCACUAAUGACUUGCAGCAAUGAAAUAUUUCUUUGAAAUCUAAAGGAGAGAUUCAGAGAGAGAGAGGGAGAGAGAUCUGUUCCUUUAUUCCUUAAUUUCAGGCUGAACUCUUUUGACGAUAUUUCCACCUACAGAGGAAGCAGCGGGUGACACUGUUAUUAAUUACCUCUCAAUCUGUUGGAAUGAGGAAAGGAAACCACAGUUAUUAGUUUUGAUUAAAGCCUCAGCGAGAGAAAUUAGCCGCUGUUCAGGGCGAGCCGAAGAAAUAGAUUCUGAAAAGUUUUUUUUUUUUCCUGGAGCGAAUUAAAAUAUUCAAAAAGGACCAGAAACACUGACCGUAAUACAGUUGGCCUCUUUGUGGAAACGAAUGGCGUUCCAUGGGAGGAAGUAGCAUGGAGCCGGUGGUCUGCUAGGAAUUCCUUCUACCUUGUCCCCUGACUGGGAAUAGACUCCCACGCCCCAGGAACCGCCCCCGUCCCAGCUGGAUCCGGGAGAGCAAGAUGGUGGCGAUGCGGAAGAGGAUCAUGAAGCUUUUUACUUUCCUCGUUCUGUUGGCCUUCAUCACGCCCUUCUUGAUGAACUUGGCCAACCAGGCCGGGGCGGCCCUCUGGGGCCCCAGGCAGUUCCUGCUCCAUCUCUCGGAACACGUGAAGAGGCUCAUGAACUUCCCCCUCGGGUCCUGCGGCUGCAGGCGCUGCGUCUCCGAGCCCAAGCUGUCUCCCUGGUUCGACGCGCGGUUCAAUCAGACGGUCCGACCUCUGCUGACCUCCCAGAACAUGCUCGUCCCCGAGGACACGUACAGGUGGUGGCUGAAUCUGCAGAGGGAGAAGGAGCCCCGGAGCCUGAACGAGACGCUCAGGGAGCUGUUUGCCACCAUCCCCGGGGACGCGGACCCCCUUCUGGGGAAGGGGGCACCGGCCUGCCGCCGCUGCGCGGUCGUGGGCAACUCGGGCAACCUGAAGGAGUCCCGCUACGGGUCAGACAUCGACAGCCACGACUUUGUGCUCAGAAUGAACCGGGCGCCCACAGUUGGGUUCGAGGCCGAUGUCGGGAGCAAAACCACUCACCACUUCAUGUAUCCCGAGAGCUUCACGGAGCUGGCGGAAAACGUCAGCAUGAUCCUGGUCCCCUUCAAAACCACUGACCUGCAGUGGGUGGUCAGCGCCAUCACCAAAGGGACCAUCUAUUUUACAUAUGUCCCGGUUCCGCGUAAAAUCAAAGUGAGCAAAGAAAAGAUCCUCAUCUAUCACCCGGUGUUCAUAAAGUACGUCUUCGACAACUGGCUCCAAGGCCACGGCCGGUAUCCGUCCACUGGCAUCCUCUCGGUCAUCUUCUCCCUCCACGUGUGUGAUGAGGUGGAUCUCUACGGCUUUGGUGCUGACAGCAAAGGCAACUGGCAUCACUACUGGGAGAACAACCCGUCGGCGGGGGCCUUCCGAAAAACAGGUGUCCACGACGGGGAUUUCGAGUCCAACAUCACGGCUAGCCUGGCGUCCGAAGACAAGAUCCGCAUCUUCAAGGGGAGAUGACCCUUCCCCCCGGGCGCCCGCACGGUGGCGGCGGGGAGAAGGGUAUCGGGGUGUCCAGGUGCCGGCCAGGGGUCCCUGAUGGAUCUACGGGGCCGGUUCAAGAUUUGGGGCCUUCUCCUGGGAUCCCGAUGGGCAGAGGCGACGCCUGCCAUCCGCUCCUGGCCAGACUGGAUUUGGGACUCCUGACGCUGGGAUGGGGGGCGGGGGG
Molecule: messenger RNA, 2290 nt
Organism: Ornithorhynchus anatinus (platypus)
Lineage: Eukaryota; Metazoa; Chordata; Mammalia; Monotremata; Ornithorhynchidae
Gene: ST3GAL1
Product: ST3 beta-galactoside alpha-2,3-sialyltransferase 1
Exons: 9
Coding region: 1054-2082 (342 amino acids)
Molecular function (GO): beta-galactoside (CMP) alpha-2,3-sialyltransferase activity
Source: RefSeq, a predicted model, not a curated record